Molecule: messenger RNA, 5467 nt
Organism: Exophiala xenobiotica
Lineage: Eukaryota; Fungi; Ascomycota; Eurotiomycetes; Chaetothyriales; Herpotrichiellaceae
Exons: 3
Coding region: 218-4756 (1512 amino acids)
Biological process (GO): chromatin remodeling
Cellular component (GO): nucleus
Molecular function (GO): DNA binding; histone H3K36 demethylase activity; histone H3K9 demethylase activity
Source: RefSeq, a predicted model, not a curated record
CAGUCACCGCGCGAAUCCAGUCGUCAAGAACCAAGUCAUCUUUCUACUACUAACCCUAGUACACGAUCGUGUAUCUUUGUGUGAUCAGAGGACGUGGCUAGAGGUGGCAGCUUCCUGGUUGCGACUCUCUCUAUGUUUGCCACGCCCUGAUCCGAUUCUUCGCCCGACCCUAUCAUCACUCCCGAAUUCAGCCUAUCCGAUACCUCCUUCCCUGACCAUGGCGGCUGCCCCCAUGCCGUCCCUCCCCGUCCACGAAGGACUCAUCGACGCUCCUCUGGACAAGCAUGACGCCGCAUCUCUCCCACCCCCUCAGGUCCAUACCCCUCCCACAACUGACGAGGCGAGCCAUAAGGACGAUGACGCAGCCUCGAGUUCCUCCCUCUCCGAUCUCGGCGACGAUAUAGAAGAUGAAGAAAACAGAAUGAGGUUCGAAGAAGCCGCCCGAGCAGGUGCGGAGGCAGAACAAUUCUCAGAAGUAAAGCCUGAUCGUUACGAAAAUGGUGUCCCUAUCUUUACUCCGACAAUGGAACAAUUUAAAGACUUCCAGAGAUACGUCAAAGGAGUUGAUCCCUAUGGAAUGCAGUCAGGCAUUGUGUUGAUCGAUCCCCCAGAGGAAUGGAAACGGGCGCGCAAAGCUCUGGAUGAUCAGAUCAAGGCCAUCAGAAUCAAAAACCCCAUCAUGCAAGAAUUUCAUGGUGCGCAAGGUAUUUACACCCAGCGCAACAUUGAGAAAAUGAGAUCCUACAACCUACCACAAUGGAAAUCGACGUGCGAGCAGACAGAGAACCAGCCGCCAGCCAGACGUGGAGAGAAGCGUCUGAAUGCGGACAAAUUGCUCGGGCGAGGCAGCAUCAAGAAUCGGAAAUCUGAAGCCUCAACAACUCCAGAAACUGGCAAGAGAAGGGGUAGGCCACCGAAGCAUAUCAAACAAGAGCCGAUCGAACAAGAUUCGACACUGCGCGCCCCUCCGACUCCAACAAGUCCUGAAGUCAAGCCGAUCGCACUGGAAAGCGAAGAGACCGAAGAUAAGAGCAACGAAGCGGCAGAGUCUACACCAACCAAAGGCAAGCCAGGAAGGAAGCCCGGCAGGCCUAGAGGAAGGCCCCCCAAGAGCACAACCGCCAAGAGAGAAAAUGGGAACAAGGGUGCUGAGACAACCGUUGCCGCGCGAAGAUUGAGAAAUGCUCGCGAAGCCAAUGACGACAUUGACGAAGAGGCGUUCAAGGAUUUUGACUACCGAGUUUAUGACAAUGAUCAGUGGACAGCUGAACGCUGUGAUGAGCUCGAGGACAAGUACUGGAAGAGUCUCAACUUCAGCAACCCAAUGUAUGCCGCAGAUAUGCCUGGAUCACUUUUUGACGACGACACCAAAGAAUGGAACGUCGCCAAGUUACCCAACUUACUGGACCUUCUUGGACAACCCAUUCCCGGUGUCAACACUGCAUACUUGUACCUGGGAAUGUGGCGGGCAACCUUUGCAUGGCAUCUGGAGGAUGUGGAUCUUUACAGCAUCAACUACAUUCAUUUCGGUGCACCGAAGCAAUGGUACAGCAUUUCACAGAAAGACGCUCCAAAAUUCGAAGCAGCGAUGAAGACUCUUUGGAGUUCGGACGCAAAGAACUGCGAUCAGUUUUUGCGCCACAAAACCUAUUUGGUCUCUCCGUCCAUCCUGAAGUCGAAGUUUGGAGUCACCGUCAACAAGGUUGUUCAUCGCGAAGGUCAAUUUGUCAUCACAUUCCCAAUAGGAUAUCAUUCCGGCUACAACUUGGGCUACAACUGUGCAGAGUCAGUCAAUUUUGCGAUCGAGAAUUGGCUGCAAUACGGCAAGACUGCUCGCAAGUGCCAGUGUGAGGCCGACAGCGUCUUCAUUGACGUGGACUGGUUCGUUCGGAAGAUGAACGGCGAACCCACUCCAGAAUAUGAGGAAGUCGAGGUGACCGACGACGAAGACGAGCUAGAUGAGCCAUCAGAUCUUCCAACGCCGCCAAGUAGCGAUCGAGGCAAGAUCAAGCUGCCACAGAAGAGGAAACGUGGAACCAAGGAUCUCGGGCCGAACAAGAAAGCCAAAAAGGUCAUCAGGAUCCGAAAAGUCAGCAAAAACCAGCCCUGCUGCUUGUGUCCGAACGAUUUUGCCUGGGAAGAACUUUUGCAGACCACCCACGGCCAGAGAGCCCACAGAACCUGCGCAAUGUAUACCCCCGAGACGUAUAUCGCUAACAAGGACGGCAAAGAGAUGGUGUACAAUGUCGAAAACAUUCGCAAGGCUCGUCUGGAUCUCAAGUGCUACGAAUGCCGACAGAAGAAAGGUUCAUGCUUCCAGUGUUCGUCGGCCAAAUGCACCAAAUCUUAUCAUGCUACUUGUGCCAUGCAAGCUGGUGUGCAAGUCGACAAAGGAGAGAUUGCGGUCUGGCACGAAGGCGUGGAGUACCGUGACAUCGGCUUCGAUUGGAGAUGCCGUCUCCACCGCACUGUGAAGCGGACGAGAAUCACGAGUGAGCUCUCAGCCUGCAACCACGCCAACAGCUGCUGGCAAAACGCGGAGUUCCGAGAGUUCUUGUUUAACCUCAAAGCUGGAGAUCUGAUCCAGUUCCAAGCGACCAACGCCGACGACAUCGAAGCUGGCCUCGUGAUUGCUGGCUACGAUGAAGGCCAAGAUUCAAUUUUGGUCAAGGUCCUGUCAGAUGUGAAGAUCGUCAAGGAAGUCGACCCAAGCUCCAUACUCUUUGUUGACAGUGCGACUUCCUGUCUGCAGAGACCCUCGGCCAAUGCCCUUGAGCUCCCUGAGAAUCUUCAGGGCAAGGCUGCUUCUUUUCCGGAAUCCACUGAGAAAAAACCGAGUGCAGGUGAUGUCUUCACCGAAGAGCCUAGGACUGAAUGGGCAGAAUUUGUGUCGGCAGAGCCGCCUGUCAACAUGGGUCAGAAGCCUGUCGAUCUCUCAAAGGACAAGCAAGUCUGGCUCUACCUUGGCGCCUCUUCUUCCGACGCAAAGGCUCAUUAUACAGCUGAUCCGGAUAAGCGCGUCCAUGAUUCCGCAUCAAACUUUCUUGACCUUGUCACACCCCGCAAAUCUGUCAUGGCUCCACCUCCUCAACCUAAACGCCAUUCUCUUGCUGCUAGCUAUCCCGUGCUGAAUGUGGCUGCCAGGAAUGCAGCAAUGGCGAACAUGAGGCAGAGCCUGACCAGCACACAGAAAUUGUCGCCUACAAUUCCAGGGACCUUUAGUGGGACAACGCAGAAUCUUACAAUGAACAAUGGUCAAGAAAAGCCUAGCAAUGCUCAGAAACCGGUCCAGCAGAAGCCUGGACUGGUGAAGCCGUCACACUACCGGGACAUGAUGACUGGCCAAGAGGCUCGCCUUAACGAACAAGCACGCAUUCUUCAGCGACAGCAGGCUAAAGCUCGUCAAUUGGAUGCGGCCGAGAGGUCAGACACGACGGGCCACUUCAGCAUCGGAAUCGAUCAAGAGGCCGUCCAGCGCCAGAGACAGUUCCAACAGCAAGCAUCUCAACAUGCUAAGCACAUGAAGGAGUCGUCCAAUGAUCCUUCGCUGCCUCCACUGAAACAAUAUGAGCAGUUUCCCAGUUUCAAUCCCAUGGGCACAGCAGGAACCUAUGGUGGGCCAGCCAUGAUGAAUACGAAUUUUCGAUCGCAGCAAUUUCAGUAUAGCAACGACUGGAUGAAUCCUAAUGCUGCCAACGAAAGGUCAAAUUUUGGUACUCCUCAAACGAUGGGCAUGAACUCUAUGCUAUCACCCCAAACGAAUCAGUAUCAGUCAUCGUCAGCCUCGACCAUGCCCUUUCCUGGAUAUGUGCAGCAGUCCCACCUACAUUUCCCCUAUUCAAGUCAGGCCACAAACACCGGGGCGGCAAACAGCCCAUAUCAACCUGCGACUAUGGAGACUAUCCGAGCGGCUGCAAAUCAACCACCGCCGCCGCCUCCUUCUGCUGAGGUGGAACGUCGAAGACGCAUCUCUAACCCUGCCUAUCCCUUCAAGAGUCCAGAUCAGAUCAAGGCACAGAAAGAAGCCGAGAAGAAGUCUCCCCCGGGGAGCAGACCGACAAGCUCCUAUAUGCUACCGAGUCCGAGAUUACAACACGACAACUAUCUGCAUCCCAGCUCAUCUGGAAGUCCAAUUCAGCCUCUCGAUCCUCAGAACCCGCCUCAAUUCAUCAACCCCAAUGCGACACAAAUCAGUCCUCCAGGUUCAAGUGCCGGACAUCGUUCCGCCCGUGCGAGCUUCUCCGGCUAUGGGACACAAUCCCUUACUCCAUCAUUGCCCGCUGGGGUGAAAAGAUCCUUCUCAAUGGAUAUGACACUACCAGACAUGGCUCCGUUUCCGGCCGCGUCCUUCCCCAUAAGUGGUUAUGUUCCCAAGCGAUCAAUGUACGAUCCUCUAGGUAACAUGAACGCCUUUGCACAGUCGAAACCUCAAAUCUCGGAAAUGCCAAUGGCUCAGCCCUCUGUGCAAUUGACCGAGAGCCUGGAGAAACGGCCGGUCGGAAUGAAUGGUUUGCAGCUCAAUGACCGCGCGGUUCCCAAGCAGUUGAUCAAUUGGCGUGAUCGGGGUGGAUUUUGGGGACGUGUGUCAACGUAUUAUAUUCAGAAGCACGAAGCUGCGGCAACUGUGUACAAGUCGCCAUUUAUGGCAAUGAGUCAGCAAAAUGAUCCUGAGACGCUAGCCGAGCGGUACUAUCAGAGUUUAGAGUCUGAGCAGAAGGUGAAGAUCGAUAUGUUCCGGCAGGGCAGGCUGGGAUAAGUGAUCAAUUGGUUUGACACUCUUAUGGGUAGCAUUGCAUGCAGAAGUGUGAAGCGGCCUGACUCGUUACGGCACGCCUGCUCCUGUAUGCCGCCGUACGGACCUGUUGAGAUGGAUGAAUGACUUGGUGGAGCAGAAAUGGUGGGCCUGUGCCAGUUCAAUAUGUCUGACGAACAGCUUCGUCGAGACUGUACCUCACCAUCACCAUCAGAGGAUCAAAACAAAAACAUUUUUCAAACAGCCCAAAAACCAAAUACAGAUGGAAAGUUACACUGCAUCACAUUUUGUUCGAUAUACUUAUAUUUGCCUCGCGGCUUCUAUGAGAGUGGUGGAAUGAGUCACGGUUAUGAAUAUGAAUAUGAAUAUGCAGCGGCAUGUAUAUAUGGGCUGAUGAGAGGAUGAGUCGAUGAGUCGAUGGCAAUGGCAGAACACAUGCUGAACCCGAAAAGGGGAGGGGAAGGCGUUUUGGCUGCGAGGUGUGAAGUAGGCUCAUACACAGCCACCGUACAUCGGUACACCCUACCCACCUUACUUACCUACCUAGGUACGUUACAGGGCUUGAUAGGCGUGAUCACGCAUGAGCACCCGAAAAAUCAGAGAGGACUUUUUAUUUCAAAGCCUUGUUGUGCCUCUUGAUUUCACUUUACUUCUCAUUUCAGUCUACCAAAAUAUGCGUGAUCCCGAAACGCGAAACAACUUGGCUGUCAAUCU